GAAAAGUCUUAAAAAUAUAAAAUUAAGUAAAAAACUAGUUUAAGUGAAAAAAUAUUCAUUUAAGACAAAUUGAGAGCGAUUAAACUUUAUGUGUUGUAUUAUCACAGCUUAUCAACAAAAUAAUUAAAAAUUGUAUAUUGUGCAUGCGUGACAGUCGUAAAUAAAUAAAAUCAUCGACACACUAAAGGACACCUUCUUUCCGUGAUAAAAAAGAAGAUAAAAGCAAUUUUUCUUUUCGCACUCAUUGUCGCUGUUCAUAACACGCGAAAUUCUUAAUUUCUUUAUUAUCUCGUUGAUAUUUUCUACUCGUGACACGAAUUCUCUCUUCUUCAUCAUAAAUCGCUGCUCAUAGGACGUGUUUUUGUAAACAUAUCUGAGAAACUUAUCCAUCUGUUUCACAAUUUUUUAUCACAAUCAGUGUGUUUUCGUGACUUUUUAUCUGUGACGAUGGAAAUCUCAGCUGUUUCAUUUUCACGCCAAAUUUCCGUCAAAGAUCCUUACUCAAGAUCAAAAGAGGCCCCCAAUGAUGCUAAUGAUGAUUUUAAAAUGUUUAUAAAUGACUAUGAAGUCACCGACUUUUCAUUGUUUAUUGAACAAAUGCUCAGCUCGAAUGACGUAAACUUUCCAGUCAUCAUGGACUUCCUUAAAAUAAAUAAUAUAGUUCCGGAAUUAAAUGAGAUUUACAACAACAUUGGCUUUGGAAUUGUGACAAAAUUAAGUGAUGAAAAUGCUAAAUGGAGACUGAUUAGGAAUCUGACAUACUUGAGAGAAAAUGAAUGUGAUGUGGAUCUAGAAUUACUGAAUUUCCUGAGGUCGUUAACGUUUGGCGGGAAUAUUAUUAAGCACGGUGAUUUAUCAACGAAUAUCGAAGUAAUGAGGACGAUCUUGCCAUUUUGUACCAAUUUCUUCAUCGAUGAUAGAUAUUGGAAUAAGAUUCGAUACUUUUGUUUAGACACACAGGAAGUCAAAGAUGCCAUAGAGUUUUUAAUCCUCAAUUACGGCAAGCACAAAAAUUGCAAAUAUCUUCAACGUCCACAGAAGAAUGCAUUUUCACUCAAACAUUUAGCUCGUAAUAAGGUACGAGACAUCAUUUAUUCGUCAAAUUAUGGCAACAAAAACUACAAUGUGACAUAUUAUAAUUUGUGUGAAACUAAUUUGCCGGCAAUACUUUUCAAGUACAUUAACUUUUUAGAUUAGCAGUAAAAGGUAAAUGCAUUGGGGGGG
Messenger RNA from Chironomus riparius, 1224 nucleotides. Lineage: Eukaryota; Metazoa; Arthropoda; Insecta; Diptera; Chironomidae. The record is from the annotation of a GenBank genome assembly.